This is a messenger RNA of Arabidopsis thaliana (thale cress), 514 nucleotides long. RefSeq names its product GAG1At protein. The transcript has 2 exons. Bases 44 to 304 code for a protein of 86 amino acids. NCBI's taxonomy places the organism in Eukaryota, Viridiplantae, Streptophyta, Magnoliopsida, Brassicales, Brassicaceae. The record is from RefSeq and is marked reviewed.
GCUGUUGAUCGGAAAGGAAAAGUAAAAAAGAGAGAUCUGAGAAAUGGGAAAUGAGACGAAGACCAACGGUGGUCCUGCAAGUAUGGCCGGAGGCGGAGGAUUCAGAGCUAAAAUGGAACAUUACGUUUACAGUGGUGAAAAGAAGCACGUCUUGGUCGGGAUCGGAAUCGUCACCAUCAUCUUCGGAGUUCCUUGGUAUUUGAUGACUCAAGGGUCAAAGCAUCAAUCUCACCAAGAUUACAUGGACAAGGCCGAUAAAGCUCGAAAAGCACGCCUCUCAUCGUCUUCAUCAGCUAACAAGUAGUCUGUCUGAAGGAUUGAGUCAUUUGCACACUGUUAUCUCGUACUCAUUUUCCCACACAAGUUAAAACUUAGUCAAAAUCUGAGUCUUUUUUGUGAUUUAGAUUCAAAAUCAUUCUCAUUUUCAUGCACCAUGUUUGGUUAUCCGUUUUUUAAUAAAAAGAUCAAAGAUUCUAUCACAUUUGGAUUGACAAUGCCUAUGAUAAAAAUUCCC